AAUAAAGAAAUCUCUGCGAUGAAUCAUUGUACAGAUCUUUUUUCUAGACAGUAACCCUAGAAAUUUCAGCUGAGAAAAAAGGGUUUUUUUUUUUUUUUUUGUUACACUGUUAGGUUUAGCUUUAGUUGCUCAAUUGCGAGGGUUUCGAUUUUUCGUGGUUUGUUGUAUUUUCUGUUUCGUCGUUGCUCGAUUAUUUGAUUAGAUUAGAGGCGUGUAGAUAGAUAUGGAGGCGUUCGAGAGUGGGAGUCGUAUUCAAGAGGCUCCCAAUUCUCAGGAUCUCAAGCAAUUCGGAAACGAUUCCACAGAUACUGUAUUUGAUGCAUCUCAAUAUGCGUUUUUCGGAAAAGAUGUGUUGGAAGAAGUUGAGUUGGGAGGCUUAGAAGAUGAAGAGGAGGAUUUGCCUGCUGCUGGGUUUGAGGAGGAGGAGUUUCUUUAUGAUAAAGAAGAGAAUGCGGUUUUAAGGUCUCUAUCCGAUGUUGAUGAUUUGGCGAGUACAUUUUCGAAGGUUAUGAGUGGACCAAGAAAUACCGGAAUAGUUGGUGAUAUUGGAUCUAGACAAAACUCAUCUGCUGCUGAAUGGGCACAAGAAGAGUUUCCCAACGGAAUCAACCAUCAUUUAGAUUCUGAUGGCAUUCCAGAAGGUAAAAGGUGGUCUUCACAGCCUUUUUCUGCUGCCCGCCUUACAGAGUCAAAACCUUUGUACAGAACUUCGUCGUACCCUGAGCCGCAACAACAGCAGCAACCACAGCACACUCACUAUUCCAGUGAACCAAUUCCGGUGCCAAAAUCAUCUUUCCCUUCAUAUCCUUCACCAGGUGGCAGAACUCCGCAGGAUUCACCAAACCACCACUCAGGUCACCUGAAUAUGCAAUAUCAUGCUGGGGGACCCCAUGGAGGAUUGUCUUCACCGAACCUCCCUCCCUUCUCUAAUUCGCAGGUUCCAUUGGCUGGUUUAGCUCACGGAUCACAUUUUGGGGGAAAUUUGCCUCAACUUCCUCCGUGUCUAUCUGUUAAUAACCGGUUGCCUAGCCAGUGGAUCAACCAGCCUGGCAUGUUUCCGGGAGAUAAUUCUGCCUUGUUAAAUAGUAUGAUGCAGCCACAGUUGUCACAUCAAAAUGGUUUAAUGCCUCCUCAAUUGAUGACUCAGCAGCAUAGAAUACACCCUACAGUUCAGCCAUCGUUUAACCACUUAUCAGGAAUGCAGUCUCAACUAUUUAAUCCCCAUCUUUCUCCAUCCCCUCCUUUAAUGAGCAAGUUUGAUGCAAUGCUUGGUCUUGGUGAUCUUAGAGACCAAAAACCGAAGUCUUUUCAGAAAGGUAGACUGAAUCUGCGUUAUUCCCAGCUGGGUUUUGAUACGAGUAAUCAGAAGGGUGAUGGUGGGUGGCCACCGUUUAGAUCCAAGUACAUGACAGCUGAGGAAAUUGAUGGUAUUCUCCGAAUGCAACUUGCUGCGACACACAGUAAUGACCCGUAUGUAGAUGAUUAUUACCACCAGGCUAGUCUUGCGAAAAAUUCUGCUGGAGCAAAGCUGAGACAUCACUUUUGCCCAACUCACUUGAGGGAGCUUCCACCACGAGCACGUGCCAACAAUGAACCACAUGCUUUUCUUCAGGUUGAUGCUCUUGGGAGGAUUCCCUUCUCUUCAAUUCGUAGGCCUCGUCCUCUUCUUGAAGUGGACUCUCCAAAUUCAUCUGGUCAUGGCAGCACUGAUCAGAAGGCUUCUGAAAAGCCCCUAGAACAGGAGCCUAUGCUUGCUGCUAGAGUUGCAAUUGAAGACGGGAUCUGUCUUCUUCUUGAUGUAGAUGAUAUAGACCGUUUCCUGCAAUUCAAUCAGCUGCCUGAUGGUGGAGUACACUACAAGCAUAGGCGACAGGCGUUGCUGGAGGACCUUGCCGCAUCACUUCAACUGGUUGAUCCACUUGGAAAAAGUGGCGGCACAAUUGGGCUUGUUCCGAAGGAUGAUCUUGUGUUCUUAAGGUUAGUUUCUCUACCUAAGGGAAGGAAGCUUCUUGCGAGGUAUCUUCAGCUUCUUUUUCUAGAUGGUGAGCUCAUGCGUAUAGUUUGCAUGGCUAUUUUCCGUCAUUUGCGGUUCCUGUUUGGUUUUCUCCCCUCUGAUCCUGGAGCAGCAGAAACCGCAAAUAACCUUGCAAAAGUCGUUUCAUCGUGCAUUCAAGAAAUGGAUCUGGGUUCGCUUAGUGCCUGUCUUGCAGCAGUAGUUUGUUCAUCAGAGCAGCCUCCACUUCGUCCUCUUGGCAGCUCUGCGGGAGAUGGGGCUUCUCUUAUUCUGAAAUCAGUUCUUGAGCGGGCUACUGAACUCUUGACUGACCCUAAUGCUGCUAGCAACUAUAAUAUGCAAAACCGUGCUCUUUGGCAGGCUUCAUUCGAUGAAUUUUUUGGUCUCUUAACCAAGUACUGCUCGAAUAAAUACGAUAGUAUCAUGCAGUCCUUGCUCACGCAAGGUCCAACAAAUACGGCGGUUAUUGGAGCAGAUGCAGCAAGAGCUAUUAGUCGCGAAAUGCCAGUUGAGCUCGUACGGGCAAGCCUUCCCCAUACAGAUGUCCGCCAGAGGCAGCUAUUGUUGGAUUUCACACAGCGGUCCAUGUCUCUGGGUGCAUCUAACACUCCCCCUGGCGGAAAUGAUGGCCGCAUGAAUUCCGAAUCGGUGCUCAGUUGAUGCGUGGCCUGUAUGAAUGUCUUCUGAGUGCAAAAAGUGAUUGUUCCGGAACAUGCGCAUGCCACUUAAUGCAGUGAAAUUGUUUGCAUUUCUUCUCUGCUUGUGCUUCUACUACUAGUCAAUGGAUAAUUAGCAACACCGGACAGUAAUAAAGUGGCAACUUCGGUGGCAUAACAUUGUUGGAGUAAGUUUAGUUCUUUAGAUUUACAUCGUUUUUGUCCCAUAUGACAUGUUGAUGGUUUGGGAAAACUAGUUAGCAGGCCUUGUCUUUUACCCUUUUUUUUUCCUUUUCUUUUUCUCAAAAUCUUGUGCAUUUUUUUUUCCUCUUUUCUGGAGCUUAUUUUGAUGCUCUGUUGUGGAAUUCUUGGUAUGGUAAGGGAGGGGGAUAUGUACAGAUUUUCUAGAACAGUUGAGAAUUCCCACAUUCCUGUCCUAUUAUUAAUGUCCAAGGAUGUGGGGCCUGAGUUUCUGCUUCAUCCAAAACGGGUCUUCUCUUCUUGUCUUUUAUUUAGUAGCUAGCAAAUGGCCAUAGCCAUAGGGCAUGCAAAAUGUAGGUUUUGUACGGUUGUAAGGUGUUUAUAAAACAUGAUGAUCAUUGGGGAGGGCGUUGAACUGUUGGAAACAAUAUUCGUAGAUGUUGUUGGUUUAGCUUCCAACUUUUUGUUCACAAUCUGUGUUUUACUGAGUUCCUUUUGUUGUUUCGUGUACACGUCAAAAGCACAGUAAUUGGGUGAAGUUUUUAGCCAAACAUACUGGCUUGUUGUUGA
This is a messenger RNA of Morus notabilis, 3441 nucleotides long. RefSeq names its product protein PAT1 homolog. Gene Ontology annotation, molecular function: RNA binding. Bases 224 to 2674 code for a protein of 816 amino acids. Gene Ontology annotation, biological process: P-body assembly; deadenylation-dependent decapping of nuclear-transcribed mRNA. The transcript is spliced from 5 exons. Gene Ontology annotation, cellular component: P-body. The record is from RefSeq and is a predicted model, not a curated record. Lineage: Eukaryota; Viridiplantae; Streptophyta; Magnoliopsida; Rosales; Moraceae.